Molecule: messenger RNA, 2922 nt
Organism: Motacilla alba alba
Lineage: Eukaryota; Metazoa; Chordata; Aves; Passeriformes; Motacillidae
Gene: SEH1L
Product: SEH1 like nucleoporin
Exons: 9
Coding region: 49-1140 (363 amino acids)
Biological process (GO): positive regulation of TORC1 signaling; cellular response to amino acid starvation
Cellular component (GO): nuclear pore outer ring; Seh1-associated complex
Molecular function (GO): protein binding; structural molecule activity
Source: RefSeq, a predicted model, not a curated record
UCCCCGCCUCUGGAGGCGUGCGCGCGCGCGCGUGGCGGCCGCGGCGGGAUGUUCGUGGCGCGCAGCAUCGCCGCGGAUCACCGCGACCUCAUCCACGAUGUCUCCUUCGACUUCCACGGGCGCCGCAUGGCCACCUGCUCCAGCGACCAGAGCGUCAAGGUCUGGGACAAAAGUGAAAAUGGAGAUUGGCAUUGCACUGCCAGCUGGAAGACACAUAGUGGAUCAGUGUGGCGUGUGACAUGGGCCCAUCCUGAAUUUGGGCAGGUCCUGGCUUCCUGCUCCUUUGAUAGAACAGCAGCUGUAUGGGAAGAAAUAGUGGGAGAGUCAAAUGAUAAACUCCGAGGUCAGAGUCACUGGGUCAAGAGGACCACUCUAGUAGACAGUAGAACAUCUGUUACAGAUGUGAAGUUCGCUCCCAAGCACAUGGGUCUUAUGUUAGCAACCUGUUCGGCAGAUGGAGUUGUAAGGAUCUAUGAAGCUCCAGAUGUGAUGAAUCUCAGCCAGUGGUCACUGCAGCAUGAAAUCUCAUGUAAGCUCAGCUGCAGUUGUAUUUCUUGGAAUCCUUCAAGCUCUCGAGCACAUUCUCCAAUGAUCGCUGUAGGAAGUGAUGACAACAGUCCAAAUAUACUGGCUAAGGUUCAAAUUUAUGAAUAUAAUGAAAAUACCAGGAAAUAUGCAAAAGCAGAAGCUCUGAUGACAGUCACCGAUCCUGUACAUGAUAUUGCGUUUGCUCCAAAUCUGGGAAGAUCCUUCCACAUCUUGGCUGUAGCAACCAAAGACGUACGAAUUUUCACACUAAAACCUCUAAGGAAAGAAUUGACUUCAUCAGGAGGAUUAACAAAAUUUGAAAUUCAUAUUGUGGCACAGUUUGAUAACCACAACUCCCAGGUGUGGCGAGUGAGCUGGAAUAUUACAGGCACAGUGCUUGCCUCCUCUGGUGAUGAUGGCUGUGUUAGGCUCUGGAAGGCUAAUUACAUGGACAACUGGAAGUGUACUGGUAUACUGAAAGGUAAUGGGAGUCCGGUGAAUGGUAGUUCUCAGCAGGGAAUUUUUAAUGCCUCUCUAGGUUCAGCCAAUACAAGUCUGCAGAAUUCACUAAAUGGAUCAUCUGCCGGCAGUGCAGUGUCAUUUAUUGCAUGAGUACUUCUAUAAGCUCCUCUGGUUUUGCUCUGUGGUUCGUCUGUUAUGCAAGUGUUAAGAGGAAAAUGAACAAAACAGUAAGUCAUACUGUCUGUAUAAAUAAGCAAUGUAAAUAAUUAUUUUCAUUUUUACUCCUUUCAUAUUAUUAAAAACAACAUUUCUGAAAUAGUUUCAAAGGAGAAGCUUCAUCCUAGUGGCGUGUAACUGCCCUUUUGAUUUAGAUACAUGUUUAAAAGUGAAGCAAAAAUGCCAGCAAUAAAUUUUGUUUUUCUCUGGGAUAAUAUAGCAAAAAGGAAGGAAGAAAAGUUACUUCAUAACAGUUUCAAUAGUCAAAUGUUAGUGUUAGUUUACUUGGUUUUUGCAGGUGUGUAGCAUCAAUUGAAUAAAAGUUUUGUGGGUUUUAAAUUUUCCUCAUAUGGUAUUCAUAUUGCAAAUAAUUUGCCUCAAUGUCCGUUAGGUUUUUAUUCUGUAAUAGUUGCUUUUUAGUGGGUAAAUUUUACUGCCUCUUCUGAAAAAACAUUUACAUUUGUGCACACUGAAAUGUAGAAAUAUGCUGAGUCUUGCACAUAUAUGGUGCUUUGUGUAUAAUCAGUUUUACAGAAUUGUAAGUCCUAUCUAAGGAUGAGAUGUGGCCAGAUUCUACAGCAGUUUCCAAGUUUUGUGGCCACCUUUCUUUGAAAUGCCUUGGGAUACUUUCCCUCCAUGUGCAGCUACUCAUGUGGGGUUUUUUCAGUUUGGAAAGCUUAUUGGCAAAAUUUGCUUUUGGAGAGUAGCACCAGCCUGCCCCCUCUUGCCCUUUCAGCAGUCAAUCCUGAGUGGCAAUUCAAGAUCCCUUGCCUUGUUGAAUAGAGAACAGGUUUCACAUUUUCCUCACGAGAUAAAUGUGAACACCAGAGGUGGGAAUGGGCCCGUUCCCUACAAGAAAGGGCAGCAAAAGGAUGUCGAUCAUGGUUCCAGGUUCUACUUGCAGUGUAGCAAAUGAAAUGCAGCCCUGACUUGGAAAUGGUUUAUCCAGAGCCGUGUAGCUGUAUAUGCUUGGGGUGCUGUGGGGAAAUGCAGGCUGACUUACAGCUCUUUAGCAUAGGGUGUGGUUUCACAAUGUCCUUAUCUCAGACUGUGCUGCCACCAAGACUAACUAUCCCCACCCCUCUGGUGGCUCCUCUCCUGUCCCUAAACUUGGUGCUAAGCCAUUGUGCAACUGAAACUUCUAGCGUUAUUUCUAUUCCCUUCAUUGCUCUGUAUUUUGGAAGGUGUUUUGUUUUGACUUUCAAUAAAUUAUUCUUGCCUCCGAUUUGUAAGACAAUGUUACUUCCAGAAUUAAGUCAGGGGCUGUGGAAUUUCGGAACAUACGAUGUCUUGUCCUAGGAUUGAGCCUUAUAUUAAAAGAUACACACUUUACUAUGUGCUUUCUUCAGUAGUGAUACUGGCUUGAGUUGUGUAAGCACAGUCACUAACUUGUGUUAGUGUCAACAUGCUGAUAAAGAUUUAUGCAUUGACAUUUGACUAAAUAGGUAUCUUACACAUAACGUAUUUUGCCUCUGACUGUACAUGCUGUGUUUCAUGUCUAUGUGUUUAAACACUUAAAACAGCUAUAGCACAGGCAGAUCUGGAAAAGGCUGUAGAAGCACUAUGGCCAAACUGGAUUUGUACUUGAAAUAAAUAUCAGAACAUGUGAUGUAGAUUGUUAGGAAAUAAACCACUAGGGCUGUAUUAUUAUGUUGAUAUAAUUGUGUGUCUAGAUUUAUGAUACAAUUUCCAUUCUCCAUUUGUAUUAUGUCCUUU